CUUUUAAAGUUGCCAAAUUAAGACCGAUAUAUUUUGCUGCACUGAAACGACCUCCAAUGGCAGUCAGUUCGGUGAUGCACAUGUCUUCGAGCUGAAUAACUUUCACUCCAGGGCAGAUAGGGGGGACUCACAGGCAAAAUGUCUCGCCACAGAAAUGUUCGAGGUUACAACUACGAUGAAGACUUUGAAGAUGACGACAUGUAUGGACAGUCUGUGGAGGAUGACUACUGCAUUUCACCAGCAACAGCCAAUCAGUUCAUCUAUUCACGCCGAGAGCGUCAAGCACCUAAAGAGGAGCCUCUAGAGGAGGAAGAAUAUGAAGAUGAGGAUGUUCCCAUGUCCCCUUGUGUUGACUUCAACCUUGACCCUCUUAAUCAAGCGAAGCUGUUCUCCUGUCUGGACCACAUGCGAGCAGUACUGGGAGAUGCAGUGCCAGACUCCGUCCUGACCCAGGCUGCCAUGAAACACGGAUUUGAUCCACAGAGGGCUCUGGACGCAGUGCUGUCUGAAGACAGUGAAAGAGCACCGGUUACCAGAAGUGCAGCUGAAGACAUGGCGCCGGUGGGCCGAGUUGCACAAGAGCAGACGCCUCUUCCACAGAGAACCAAGCAGGAGGCCGUCGCUGAGAAAGGAGCCUGCUUGUUUCACACAGACAACACACCCAGGGCACACAAAGCUACACAACCAAGUGAAGUCAAUAUGCAGAACGACUUGUUGCAACAUAAACCCGACCCGGCGAACAGCAGCUCUGUCAAGGAAAACAUUCACCCUGAAAGUGCACGUUUAGGCAUCAGCUGUGGUACCAGUUUGGCUCAGCUCAUGUCUGAGCAUGAGCAGAAGAGUAAAACAGGAGUAAGUGAUACAGGGCGAGGGUUGGCAGUUUCCUCCUUGAGCAUUUUACCUUUAGCAUCUAAUUGCCAAAUGACAACUCCGUCUAGCGGGAGUGGCUUUUCACUUGGAAUGCUGGCAUCUUUACAAACGACUUCAACGCCACAAACACCGACUCCCUCCAUCCUUUCUUUCUCGCUCGGUAAUCUGUCGCUAAACAGUCCAAACGUGCCUACAGCAAGCUCCGCUCUGGCUCCUCCUCCUGGGUUCGGAAGCCUCAGUUCUGUCAGGAAUUACAGUCCGCGCUCAGUUGUAGAUCCUAAAGGAGGCCCAUCUUUGGCCGAUUUAAUCCAAGAACACUCGAACCGCAGUCCAACUUUGCAAAGCUCACUGCUCACCCCUGCUAACCAGUGGAAUGCUUCACCUUCCUUGUCUGACCUAGCUUUUCAGCAUCAAAAAAGAGGGAUUCACUCUGAAUCUCAAGGCACUGAAAGAUCAUUAAACACGCACUCUUCCCCGUUUCGUCUGGGUGGUACUGUCACACUGUCAGAUCUAGCCCAGCAGCAUGAAACCAACUGUGCCUCUGCCUCUUUUCUGGCCGCCGGCACUGAAUCUCGAGCAAGUGCACUGAAACAAGCACCUGGCCUCUCGGAGCUGCUUUCUUUGUCACAUUUAGUAUCUGAACAUAAAGGCGAAACCUCAACCACCUCAAAUGGGUCGCUAGGCACCCUCAGCUCCCUUGUGUCAAGAGGAAAACCAGAGAGGGCUGAUGCGUUGGCACAAAGUACUAACAAGGGUGGAACUGAGCGCAAGCCUGACCACAAACCACCCCAGCAGGUCUGCAGCCCAUCUAAGCCAGGUCAAGUUAUCGAUUUGAGCAGACUCAUGGAGCAGGCCAACAGAAUGAGCCCUCAUCACCUCGACAGCGACUUCUCCUCACCGUCGUCUCCGACUCCAACUCCAACUUUUGGCUUGGGGCAAGAUCUGUCUGUUUUUGCAAAACCUUCAGUAUUUGCGAUCGCUUUGUCGUUUCAGAGUUACAGGCCAAGGAGGAGGAGGAGAAAGCUAAUGAAAGGAAAAAUACAAGGCCAGAAGACAAAAAGUGCUUAUCAGUCCUUCCUUUUCAAACCACAAAACAAAUCCAAAGAGCAUUGCCCCCCACUUUUUCCUAUUGUACCUUUCCGUUUUGAUUCUCCUUCACCUGACGAUAUCGUUCGAGCUAAUCAAAGCAAAGCUUUCACACGGUAGACUCAUGGAAGGACUUGAGUCAGUGCUAAAUUAGCCUAUUUUUAAUGGUGAACAUUACUUUGUUUUUUUUUUGUUUGUUUUUUUUUUGGUAAAAAGUACCAAAAAGACGAAGUUUACCACUCAUGAACUUUUUUUUUAAAUGUUGCAUAAGCAUAGCAGCUAGAGUUUCACCUUUGGGACCAAAAGGAUGAAAAACUUAAUUUGAACAGACAAAACUGUUAAAAUUGUACUAUGCAAAUUUUUUUAUAGUAUUAUAUUAACAUACAGAACAGAAAUGCUAACUAAAUUUGAAAAUGGUGGCAGCUUUUUGUUCAUGAAGUUUGUGUAGCCACAUCUUUUAAAAGACCUUUAGUCGUUUUCAGUACUUUCCUAUGGCAGCCUUUGUUCUUCAGUGUUUUAAAAGCUGAAUCUUACUUUUAUACUUUUUUGGUGACAUAUGGCUUUUUAAUUUUUGUAGGACUGCAAAAAGUUAGAUCCUUGCAAGUGAAAACUAAAGCUUUUCUCUUCUGGUACAACCCCUUUUUCUAGCCUGCGUAAACUCUGAAAAGGGGAAAGAAGGGGCAGGCUUUGUUUGCAGGUGUGCUGCAGCGAUUGGAAUAUGGAUCAGUUAACCAUUGUGCUGGUUUACUGCUGCCUGCGUUCGAGAUCAUGAGGUUGACUUUUUGGUUUAGGGGACACCUGGAGAUUUUCCCAUGAGCAAACAAGAACGCAGACACUCAAGCACACGUGCAUACAGAUAUCGAAACAGACAAGCGAAUGCUUUUAAGUGUUUUGUUUGAAAGACGGAUUUCAUUUGGAAUGUAGACACUGUCAAGCAAAACUGAUGCUUUUUAAAGACAAUUACUGUGAUGUGCACUGGGUGUUCUCUCAUUUACCGCUGGAUUAACUAUGCCAAUUUUGAAAUAAAGAUUAAGAAUUGUAUGUUGCCUAAACAUGCCUACCUAGACAUGUCUUGCAGUUUUGUUCAUGCCUAACACACAUCUUUCUGUAUUUGCAGUUUGGAGUAUGCCAAAAUAUAUAUUUAUCUACAUAACCAAAAAAAGCUAUUUUUAAUGGAAAUAAACAAAAUGGUGUAUAGAAACACGUCGUACCUCUCAGUUGAAACGAGACACAAGACUACUAAAAUAAACAUGAUGCACUAACAUGAGGGUUUGCAGAAGUUUUACUACCACUUUCUCUCUUCAGAAAUGCAUAUUGUCGCAAAUACAAACUUCAGUGUAUUCUGUUGGAAUUUUAUUUGACAAAUCAACUCAAAGUGGUAGAUAUUGUUAAGCGCAAGUGUUUUUUUUUUGUUUUUUUUUUUUUUUAAAGACAAAGGCUGCAAAGUGUGGCAUGCAUUUGUACUCAACCCUCCAGAUUUUCUAUGACUUGCCAUACAUUUGUAAUUGGAUUUAGGUCUAGACUUUGGGCUUUUGCAACACCUGAAUGUGCUUUGAUCUAAACUAUUAUAAUGUAGCUCUGGUUGUUUUUUUUGUUUUGUUUUUUUUUUUUAAAAAUCAGGAUUCUCUACCUGAAGGCUGAAUCUCUCUCGUCUCAACUCUAGCAGGUUUUCUACCAGGAUUGGCCUGUAUUUAACUUCAUCCAUCCUCCCAUCAACUCUGACUACUUUCCUGUCUCUGUUGAAUGAAAGCAUUCAUGCAGCAUAAUGGUACUGCCAUGUAGCACUGCAGGGUUGGUGUGUUUAGAAUGAUGUGAAGUAUACUAUACAUGACAUUUAGAGACAAAAAAGUUUUUAUUUUUUAUUUUUGUUUCGACUCAAGAGAUCACCUUUUGCCAAACACGAUGGCAUAUUCUUCCAUAAUAGCUCAGAUUUCUGGAGAACAUGACUAACCGUUGUGGUUUCAACUGAUUCUCCAACCUAAGCAGUAUUUCUCCAAAGCUCCUUUGUAGUUAUGAUCGGCCUCUUAGCUUCUUCUCCAGUAAACACAUUCUUUGCCUUUCCGGUCAGUUUUGGUGGACAGUCAUGACUUUGUAGGUUUUCUGUUCUGCCAUACUUUUUCUUUUUCAGAUUGUGAAUCUAACACCGUUUCAACUUUAUCCACUUUAUUCCCAUCUCCCUUAUUCUUUGGUCUGCUAUGAAGAUGGAGGCUGAUGUCAAACUUUUCUUACACCAAGAAAACUGUAUUUGGAUAAAGAAGAUCAGGUGUACUUUAACGUAUGUCAUUUUUAAUUUUUUUAGAAUGAGAAGUAAUCUGAGUGUAAUCAACCCUCAACAUGUCAGACUGAGACUAGUGAGGCUAAGGGGGAAAAAAUAAACACAGAUGGGGGUAAAAAUGACUUGUCAAACAGGUUUUUUUUUUUUUUUCAUAGAACAGUGUAACCAUGGGAGGGGGUAGAGAGGUGGGGGGGAGGGUCAACAUUUGGAAAGAAGUCAUUUUGAUGGUAGAUAAAGUCUGUUUAGUGAGUAAUGGUGGGUCUGUUUUACCAUUUUUAUCGUCUGCAAUCUAGAAAUGAGCAAGUACCUCAUUAAUAAGUGGGUGUGUCCAGCAAGUGCUCUGUCCUUUCGUCUGAAGGCAAGUCGGUGUGUGGGUUUGUGCAGGAAGCUGCAGUCUUGGAGAAAAUGUCAGCCCGAGUGCAUGUCGACUCCGCACAGCAGCCGAUCAGCCUGCUUUAUGUGUGUGCGUGUCUCUUUUACACCACCUACGUAGGAAAAUCUGAUCAUGUCUCUCGACUUUCACAGCUUUGACAAAGGCUAUGGCAGAUCAAAUCAUUUAGCGUCUUUACAGGCUCUGCAUUUCUGCAAGGCGUAUCUGUUGCACAAACACUGUUUGUGAAGUGGUGCCAACACUGGAAAAUACCAUUUUUACUCUCAGCAAGUGGUCAAAGGAAUGCAGGUGCAUUUUUGCUUACAUGUCAUGAGUGCUGCUACUUUAUUGUGGUGCAUGAUGCAAAAGGACAAAUUGACUAAGAGGGAAACAUGGGCUUUGACUUGUAUGGAAAAAGAGAUGCUUGAAUACCAAUAGUCUUCGAAAAUCUUAUUUAUUGUCAGGAAAUAAUCUAGGGUUAAUGUGUAAGGAGUAAUUUUGUGCAGUAGGAGCUUCCACAGCCAUUUUUGACAGAAUAUUAGAUUUAUUUCUCUGUUCAAUUCAUGCUGCUGGUAGUUCUAGGUUGGAGGCUUUAGCAAGACACCUUUUAUGUUUGUGUGUGUUGCUGUUUUUAGAUCAAAAAAAUCUUGCGGAUGUGCAGGGGUAUUUAGCUUUCCAGCUCAAUUCAUAAUUUAUGCCACUGUCUAAAUCACAAAUGAAAUGCUAGUAUAUGAGAACUGUGAAAGGAGCAGUUUAAAUCAUCAUAGUGGAAAAUAAGCGUGGUGAUGCAAACUAUAUGGAAAAUAUGAGAUUGUGGUUAGAUUUGUCCAGCUACUUUAAUGCAGCUUAACCAACUCAGUUAUGCAAAAUUAAGACCUAACUACUUGUUUUAUUUUGUCUUGCUGUCCUUAGUUGGCAUUUUUGAAAGAAUAAAUUGUACUAGCGAUACAUUUCAGCAGUAACUGCAUCAUAUUAACUAAUCAACACUUUCAUGUUUACUCUUCUAGGCUUGCAUUUUUGUAAGAAAUAAAGCGAUGGAUUUUUACAGUUAUAAUGUACACAACAUUAAAGACUGCCUAAAGUGAAAUGAAGAAUACAAAGUAACAGUAACAAUUCAUUUGGUUAACUUCUUACAACUAUGCCAAAUUAAAUUGGCAGAUAUUUAAGCACGUGAGGAUUUAACUAACAAUCAGUAAUGUCAGGCCGACCUCUUAAACAACAGAGAUUUGUUGGCACUAAAUACUUUCUGUAACUUCUCAUUGUCAUACAGAGAGUACGCAAGAUAAAUGAAUUCAACAGCCUUAUUCUAAGUAAGUAAGUAUCUUGCCUAUUGAGGAGUUUUCUGAAAAGAAAUUAGACAGAAGGGUGCCAAUGCUGGGUCAGUGCUCACCUCGGAUCUAAGCAUUGGUGCCAAAGCAAUAGUUUCAAAGAAUCAUUAAAAGCAGAUUUUUUUUCUUCUCUGUUAAAAUAUUUUCGACCUGUUUAAAUCUCUGGAGCCAUGUUGUCUCCUCUUUGUCACAAAAUGUGGGAACAGUUAUAAGAAGGGUUGAACUCAGUUGGAAACAUCUGACUUUCCAGUGUAGAAUUCCACCUUCAGCUGGGGUCAUUUCCAAGUGUAGUGCGUCACUAGUUUCUCCUAUUGGUUGCUUAAUUUACGAUGAAAAGGCUGACUUUUUAUGAAUAAAAUGUUGGAUAAGCAAUGCAAUAGCAAAAGCGGCUGCACAUACUACAUUUAUCACUGUGCUGUGUUUUAACGUUGCCGUUUAGUUUUUACAAAUCGCGCUUGGAACACAGCGGAGAACUCUUGGGUGCCGUUUAUAAACUCAGACUCGACACCAGAAAUUCUGAUCGAAAUUAUAAAGAGAGUUUAUCAGUUCCUCCGGGUGUUUAAAAUCGAACUUCUAAAUUCAGUUUAUGAAUAAAACAGAUGUUAAGAGAGGAGUUUGGAAGGAUGAAAAUAUGGAAAGUGUCAUCUUUGUAAUUAAACCGUCCGUGAAUCAGAUUUUAUGGAAGAAGGAUUAAAUGUGUUGGUCAGUGUUGGUUCUCUAGCUCAGGAGAAAAUAAAUGGUUGUGUGUUUUUGCUUUUUAUUUUUAAUUUUUUUUAAUGUUGUUGGGAGUAUUGGGAUGUCGUUGCUAAAGAGUUUACCAAGGUGGGAAAAAAAAUUAGCUUUUCUUCUUUUGCAAAUCUUCGGAAAGAGAGAGGCCUCCACUUGUGGUAGCCUAAAAGUUGAAAGGUCAUAGCAGGAAGUGGCUGAUUAGAAUCCCGUUCAAAGCUAUUUGUGUUAUUUGUAAACAUGGAUAAAACUGUGCCUUGACAUUGUACACGUUGAGGUGGGGGACAUUGUACAUGAAAGCGCUGUUUUGGAGCAGCACUUUCAUUUAAGUUUUAUUUACACAUUUAAAAACAGUAGGUGUGAGUUUUAAAGAAGUUGUUAUGACUCAAAGAUGAGUGUGUGCCGAGUAGGUGGGAGACGGGGAUGUUAAGAUAACUCCUGACAUGUUCACAGAUGGCUAUGUCUUUUGGGUGACUCAUUUUGAAAAAGGGGUCACGCAGGCCCUCUCAAAGCUUUUUUUCCUCAGAUACCAGUCUCAUUUCCUUAGCAAUCAUUUUCAUUCAUGCCUUCAGUAUUUCAGUAUGAAUGAAAUUUAAUUCCCAGGCGAUGUCACAGAUUCUCUAAUAUCUUUGCUUCAAGAAGUACAUCGAUGUCAACAAAACAAGCAAGGAAUUAGAUUAAUUUCAUUACUGUACAACUGAAACCAGAUAUUUACAUGGACUUUAUAAAAAAAAGCACAUAACCUUUUUUGUUCCCCUCACUCUAUCAGUCGAGAUGAUCAAAAAUAUGUAAUUUUGCUAAAUGGCAAAGAUGAUUUAAGUACAUAUUUUAGAGUUUUAGAAAACUUUUAAUACAUUUCUUAAGGUGCCUAAGUUUACAUGCAUUCCUUGAGUAUUUGAUAGUAUUGUCUUAAUAUUUUUGGGGGCGCCUAUCUUAAGCUUCUCACAACAACUUGCUGGAAGUUUUACCCAUUCCUCCAGAAAGAACUUGCACAACUGAGUCCGGUUUGUAGACUGCCUUGCCGGCACAUGCCUUUUCAGCUCUGCCCACUUAAGGGACUGAGACCAGGGCUUUGUGAUUGCCACUCCCAAUCAUUGACUUUGUUGUCCUUAAUCCAUUUCAUUUACAAUGUGAUAGUGUGCUAAAUGUUCAUUUGGAAGACUAAUUUGCACCAAUGCUUCAACAACACCUGACUGGUAUGUUUGGAUGCUGCUUCAAUAUUUCAAAAAUGAUGUUCUUUCCUUAUGAUGCCAUUACUUUUUGGUGUUUCUCAUGGUUGCAAGUUUUCUCUUCUUCCUCCAAAUGGAAAAAAAAAAAAAAAAUCAUCGUUAUUGUAAAACUCUUAAAGCUUAGUUCCUAUCAGACAUCUUCCAUGAACUAAUCUGUCCUUUCAUGUUGCUUUUUGAGUUCUAGCUUCAUUAACUCUGAGCUGCCUUUCAGCCCAUGUCCAUAUAAGUCAUUUUACUCUGGACAAUGACCUUUACCAGGUUCAGCCUGUAUCUUGACAAGGUCUUUUGUUCUGUAAUUGAUGCCCACAUUUUGCAUUGAAACACAUUCAUCUCUGGGGAAUGGAACCAGUGUUUCUCUGAUCUGCAUACCGCCUGGACAUUCCUGUGGUGUUUAUACUUGUUUAUAAUUGUUUGAACAGAUCAAUGUGGCACCUUUAGGUAUCUGGCAAACUGUAUCAAAUAUGAAUUGAAGUUGUUGAGGUUUACAUUUCUGAUUUAUUUAUUUAAUUUUUUUUUUCUAUGAUGUCACACCAGGAUCUGGUAUUCUUGGGGUGUUGCCUGAAAACACAUCCAUACUUGUGCUUCUACAUCUCUUUAAUUAAGCUUAUAAAACCAUGAUGUAAUCAUCUGGGCUUUUCCAAACUGUGAUUAGGCAUAGGGAUCUUAGUGUGUGUAAAUUUCGGACUUUGAAAAAAAAAAAGCAAAUAAAAAUGAUCGAAAGUACAGACAUUGUGGAUAAUCAUAACUGCUGUGCAGCAAUAAAGUUUUAGUCCGAUUUGAAAGGUUAGAAAGUAAGACAAUAAACUUUUCUUAUGUAGUGAAUGUGAAUAUCUUGUUUCAACUGUGUUAUCUGUAACAAAUAGUUUACUUAUGUAGAGGUGGUGCAAACAUCAAGUUUUCAGUACACAUAUUGAUUUGGGUGUUUUCCCCCUUUCUGUCCCCACACAUUUCCCCCUUUUGAAAAGACUCAUAUUUUACCAGUUCUUGUCUUACAAAGUCUUUAGCGGCCUCCAGUGGUAAGCCCAGUCCAUCUUUUGAAUUCUCAUCUCUCCUAUCUUUCUAUUAAGACAAAAAUCCAGUUGAAAGAAAACUGAAGAGAUUUAAGAUGUUCAAAUGUUGCAUUUAAGAACACCAUAGAGUUGAUUUUAGUAUUACAUGCACAUAAACAUACAAUGUAGGAUAUUGUUAAUUUCUUGCUUUUAUAUCUUUCACCAUAUAUUAUAUCCCUCCUUCCACAUUUUGCAUCUGUAGCUUCGUGUCUACACAUUUUCUCACCAAUUUACUACUGCCUCUUGUAACUUUUAUAUGCACUCUAGUGUUUAUUUGAGGGGGGGAAGGGAUGCUCAGUGUUUGCAUAUCCUGGGCGGACUCCUUUUAUGCUGCUCAAAGUUUGGCCCUCAGGCCAAGUGUGCAGAUGACUCACUGCAAGGGUCCCCUUUUCUAAAGAAAUCCUGGAUGGGAGCAUGCCAAAUGUCUACUUCACAGUCCAAACAGUGAAAAGAGAUCCUGCUCCAAGCAUCAAAGGUUGGAUAUGUAUACGAGCGUUUUUUGUUUUGUUUUUGUUUUUUAAGCUACUGAGCCCUUAGGCAAGCUUCUG
Messenger RNA from Poecilia latipinna (sailfin molly), 9481 nucleotides. RefSeq names its product HBS1-like translational GTPase (gene hbs1l). Bases 139 to 2076 code for a protein of 645 amino acids. The transcript is spliced from 5 exons. The record is from RefSeq and is a predicted model, not a curated record. Lineage: Eukaryota; Metazoa; Chordata; Actinopteri; Cyprinodontiformes; Poeciliidae. Gene Ontology annotation, molecular function: GTPase activity; GTP binding.